UUUUUAUAUCCCCCUUCGCGGGGCACAAAUCGAGUACUCUCGAGGGACCAAUCUCUCUCUCUCUCUCUCUCUCCACCACAAAACCUAACACUGCUCUCUCUCUCUCUCCCCCCGAUCGCCGGUGUGCAUUUCCCGAUUCUCAGUGGUUGGUUUGAGGUUUUCCGGUUGGACAUUGUCUGGAUUUCGUACAAACUGAACUCGAAACUGCAACAUGUCUUUCCAGGACAGGGGAUCUUGGAUGGCGAAGGGUGGCGGACAUUUAACUGAACGGGAUACAGCAUAUGAUAACCCAUCAAGGAUUGAACCGAAGCGUUCUCAUCAAUGGUUUACUGACGCUAAUGAGCCAGAGCUAUUCCCCAACAAGAAGCAAGCAGUGCAAGCUCCAACUGCCAAAUCAACCACGGGAAUCUUAGAUCCGGAUCCUCGUCCUUCAGUGAAUGCUUCCAAUUUUUUUCCAUCAGUCCCAAGCCAAUUCAUGGACCGCUUAUUUGGAGGUGAGACAAACAGGCCUUUUAAUUUUACUGAACAAAGCGUUUCUUCUGUUGCUGGGGUGGACUCCAAUAUGAUGAGAAAAGGCAUCAAUGAGCAAUUUGGAAAUGAUUCAUCUGUGAGUUUGUCUAUCUCUCAUACCAUGGAGGAUCCAGAAAUAUGUCUUAGCUAUGGUGGAUUUAGAAAGGUUAAUAGUAAUCAGGUUAAGAACUCUGACAGUGGUUUUCAUGCACCAGAAGAGCAUCAUAGCGGCAUUGGUCAGGUCUAUAACCCAGGCAAUGAGACGAAUUUCAUGUCAUCAGGGAAGGGAUAUACUAAGGAGGACGAAAGUGUAGCAUUGAUGGGCCAUACCUACAAGGGCAAUGCUAACAUCAGGUCCGUUGGCUAUGCAUUUGAGAAGGGGGAUGACAAUAGCUUGUCAAUUGGUCAGUCCUAUGAUAAAGGAGGGUUUAAUGGACUAUCUUUUGGUGGCUUUCAACAAGAACCAGUGUUCAACCCACUGGCUCGGCCCUUGAACAGCUAUGAGGUGAUAUAUGACCAAUCUAGUGUUCAAACAUCGGAAACACCUAACAGGGGAGAGAUUGUUGUUGCACCAACUGCAGGUGCAGUUGUAAAUGUUUCUCAGGAAGCUAAACCCAAACCCAGACGUGUCUCUGCGCCCAAGAACAAGUCAGAGGAAAAAGUGGCUAAGAAAGAGAAAGAGGAACCUAACAGUUUCCCGUAUAAUGUCAAAACCUUGAUAAUGACUGGUAUGCUUGAUGGAAUGCCUGUGAAAUAUAUUUCUCCGUCAGGGCAGGAGCUCUGUGGUAUCAUAAAAGAUUCUGGUUAUCUUUGUGGAUGUCAAGCAUGCAAUUUCUCCAAGGUGCUACUUCCUCAUACGUUUGAGCGCCAUGCUGGUUGCAAAACAAAACAACCAAACAACUACAUCUACUUUGAAAAUGGGAAGAGCGCUAACCUGGUAGUCGAAGAGUUGAGGAGCACAUCAGGGAAUGAGUUGUUUGAGACAAUUCAUACAGUUACAGGUUCACCAAUCAAUGAAAAGGCCUUCAACAUCUGGAAAGAAUCUUAUCAAAAAGCUAGGCGUGAGCUUCAACGUAUAUAUGGGCACAAUGAUGUGAAUCCGUAGUAGUUGUAUCUCUAAUGUGCUGCUUCUUGCAAAAUGUAAGACAGGUAAUCUCGUUGACGUGCACAGAAUCAAACUUUGAUUUUGUUAAGAUACAAUGAAAGGCUGUUUGGUAUGGAAAUGUUUAUUUUGGGUGUUGAACGGUUGUUUUAUUAGCUUUUGCCUUUGGGCUCCUGUUUCUGAGACAAGGGUGGUCUGUUAGACUGCUUUGUAAAAAUUGGGCAAUCCUUUGGAAUUGUUAACUGUUAUUAUUAGAAGAUUCAAUAAGAAGUGAAUGUAAUUUUGGUGA
Molecule: messenger RNA, 1901 nt
Organism: Rhododendron vialii
Lineage: Eukaryota; Viridiplantae; Streptophyta; Magnoliopsida; Ericales; Ericaceae
Exons: 6
Coding region: 212-1615 (467 amino acids)
Source: RefSeq, a predicted model, not a curated record